Messenger RNA from Cajanus cajan (pigeon pea), 1734 nucleotides. RefSeq names its product 3',5'-bisphosphate nucleotidase AHL. NCBI's taxonomy places the organism in Eukaryota, Viridiplantae, Streptophyta, Magnoliopsida, Fabales, Fabaceae. Gene Ontology annotation, molecular function: 3'(2'),5'-bisphosphate nucleotidase activity. The record is from RefSeq and is a predicted model, not a curated record. Gene Ontology annotation, biological process: sulfate assimilation; phosphatidylinositol phosphate biosynthetic process.
UCCCACCUGCCAUUCUCUCUUUUCAAACGUCACAAAGCCAAUAUUUGCACACUAUUGGUAACCACCAAUUACUACAAAUAAGGAAAGGAAGAACUUGUGUGUGUACUUGACAUGCCUUUGUAUUGCAAUUGUUCUAUCUUGGGUGCAAACAUCCCACGUACCUUAGGACUAGGAACAACAAGUGACAAGUACACACUCAGCCAAUCAAAAGCAUCAGGUUCAGCUUCUCUAAACCUUAAAUCCUCCAAUACCCCCCCAACCCACAUUGCAUUUGUGUCAAAAUUUGACCAAAGUUUUUCUUCUCCAAUUAUGGAGGAGGACCGCAAAAUGUUUGGUCUUGUCUCAGAACCGGAGGAGUAUUGCAAAGAGUUAGAUGUUGCUGUCAGAGCAGUUCAGAUGGCAUGCUUCCUCUGUCACAAACAGCUAGACAAUUUCAUUCCCAAGUCCACUAGCAACAACCAUAAUUCUCCUCUCAAAGUUGCAGGUUGGAGUAUCAAAGCAAUUGUCAGCUGGAUAUUGUUUGAGUGUUUAGGGGGUGAAAAUGUCUCAAUUGUUACUGAAGAGGAUGUUCAGACACUAUCCAAUACUAAUGCAUCUGAACUGUUGGAAGCUGUGGUUAAAACCGUGAAUGAAUGCCUGGCUGAAGCACCUCGAUUUGGAGUUGAAGAGCCAAAAUCAGCUCUUGGAACUUCACAGGUUCUUCAAAUCAUUGGUCGCUGCAACUCAGUUGGAGGUCCUUCUGGAAGAUUUUGGGCACUUAGUCCUCUUGAUGGUAUAAUAGGGUCUUCAUGUGGUGAUCAAUAUGCUGUAGCUUUAUCACUCAUAGAGGAUGGAGAAGUGGUGCUUGGAGUUCUUGGCUGUCCUAACUACCCUAUGAGAAAGGACUGGUUUAGUUAUCAGCACAGCUAUCUAAGGAUUAUAUCUAAGUUGACUUCACCGACCUCUGAAACUUGGAAUGAAGGUUGUGUAAUUUAUGCUAAAAGGGGUAGUGGCAAGGCUUGGAUCCAACCACUGCUCCAUGCCAAUAAGAAGUUUGUGUGGCCAAACCAUGCAAAACAAGUUUCAGUCUCUUCCAUUGACAACCCUGCAUUGGCCACCUACUGUCAACCAAUUGAGAAGGCCAAUUCAAGCCACUCUUUUGCUGAAGGACUGGCUCACAGUGUUGGUCUCAGUAAUCAGCCAUUAAGGGUAUGCAGCAUGAUGAAAUAUGCGGCAAUAGCAUGUGGGGAUGCUGAGGUUUUCAUGAAGUUUGCAAGGGCCGGUUACAAGGAGAAAAUAUGGGAUCAUGCUGCUGGUGCUAUCAUCAUACAAGAGGCUGGAGGCAUGGUAACAGAUGCUAGGGGGCAUCCUCUGGACUUCUCAAAAGGUUUAUAUUUAGAAAGGCUUGAUCGUGGUAUAGUUGCUUGUGCUGGAGCCUCAUUACAUGAGAAGAUCAUCGAUGCUGUUGAUGCUAGCUGGGUCUCUUCUUGUCUUUGAGACUGUAUCUAAUAAUCUACUUGAUCUACAGGUGUAUAGUAUAUAUACCGCAAUUAUGUGAAUGUAUAAUCUUUUCUUGUCUGUUAUGCGUAGUAUCUUAAGAAACCCUGAUUAUAAACAUCAGUUAUUGUUAUUGUUGAUGUAUUGGUGUCAGCUUUUUAAGCUGAAAUUGUUUUUGUUUAAAAUGAUGUGGAUAAAAGGUUAUGGUUGUUUCUUUGUAUUCUGAAUGACAUUUACUAAAACAUGGAUAUUCUUGAA